Molecule: messenger RNA, 1083 nt
Organism: Menidia menidia (Atlantic silverside)
Lineage: Eukaryota; Metazoa; Chordata; Actinopteri; Atheriniformes; Atherinopsidae
Source: the annotation of a GenBank genome assembly
UGCGAGUUCCAUCAGGACGACACUUGCAGUGGACACGUCAAGGCUGAUUUUGGCAGCGGCCGCAUCAGCAGACUGAGGUUGCACAAAGACCCGCCUGCACCUCUCACUGGGCAGAUGAUCAUGAAGCUGCAGCCUGAAUGUGUCGUCUUUCUUUCCGUAGGCGUAGAUGUGUGCGCAGCCUCACCCUGCGAGCAGCAGUGCACGGACAACUUUGGAAGAGUGGUCUGCACCUGUUAUCAAGGCUAUCGCUUUGAUCGGGAAAGACAUCGCAACCACAAAUCUCCUUACUGCCUGGACAUCGAUGAGUGCGAGAUCUCCGGAAGCAGAGUGUGCGAGCACGAAUGUGUCAACACAGUGGGCAGCUUCAUGUGUCGCUGCCACAGCGGUUUCAUACUUGCAGCAGACCAGCGCUCCUGCAUCUCCAUAGACAGCUUGAGCACGUCGGGGAAGUCGGACACCUUGAUGAGUGCAGGGACCUGCUCAUUGACCUGUCAAGAUUUCAUGAACAUGAAAAACAGCUUGCUCCAAAUAAAACUACGGCUGGGCAACACACAGUCGCCCAACCAGGUACCUGGUCUGGCCAACAGCAGUGAUAAAUCAUCUUUUGGACGAGCAGGAAAAAGCCCUGAUAGCCCUUGCCUUUCUGGUUUACCUGGCCCUCCAGGAGCUCCCGGUGUACCAGGUCACCCAGGAGAACCAGGAAACAGGGGACAGCCAGGGGAGAAGGGACCCCCUGGCCCUCGUGGUCCACGGGGAGAUAUGGGGCCCAUGGGUCCAGAACCUGACAUGAGGCAUAUAAAGAGGGGCCGCAGGGGGUCAGUGGGACCACCCGGGGCGCCAGGAAGAGACGGAUUAAAGGGAGACAGAGGAGCUCCUGGUCCCAGAGGUCCACCUGGACCCCCUGGCUCCUUUGACUUCCUUCUGCUAAUGAUGGCAGACAUCCGGAACGACAUCAUUGAGCUGCAGGAGAAGGUGUUCGGAGAGCGGCGGGGCAUCUCCCUGGACAAUCCUCCUCACUCCAGCGGGGAAGUGGAUUUUGGUGAGUGGAGCUCUGGACAAGGAGAGCUCCCACUCAACACCUGA